UUGAUAUUCUAACCAUUCAGUGAGAGGUGUCCAUCAUUCUCAAGUAAACAUUGAGCAAUCUGAAGCAGACAAUUUUCAAUUGGAUAGCUUCGUCCCCUCUGAAGCAAAGUUUGAGCAGCAUAUUGCUUCUUCAUCUACUCAUUAUUGGCCUGAGCUACUGUCUCUUAGUAUCAGUAUGGAUGCAAGAGGUUUAAUAUUAUUUCUGUCGAAGCAUGUGGAAGAUCAUAAUCAAAUGCGACAUGAAAUUUCCAAUGCUCUUCAAUUGGCUCCAGAUCCUGCAAAAUUAGUCUUGGAUGCAUUAUCAAGUUUUUAUCGUUCAAAGUCAGGGGAGGGGUUUAAGGGUGCAGCCUUAUCCAAUGUAAGAAAGAGUUGCAUUCUUUUGUUGGAGCAGUUAAUGACAUGUUCUGUCCAGAUUGAACGCCAAGUGAAUGAAGAAGCUCUUAAGUUAGCAGUUGAGUGGAAACAAAGAAUGGAAGAGAAGUACCCACAAGGUGUGAUGGCAUAUGGAUUCUUGCAGUUUAUAGUUACAUACUGUUUGAGUUCUGCUUAUAAUAUGGAUGAACUCCUUCAUCUUUUGGUAACUGCUAGUGAGUAUAGACAGUCUCCUGAUUUGUGUCUUGCUCUUGGUUUCGCGGAUAAGAUAUUAAUCCUUAUCGAGAACCUCAUAAAAAAUAAUCUGCGGCUUGAGGCUAUUGCGUAUAUUUGUGCAUUUGAUGUUGCUGACAAGUUCCCUCCUGCACACCUUCUGAAUGACCACGUGAAAUAUUCCAAGAUGAGCAAAUACAAGAAUUUCAAAAAAUCAAAUGUGAAACUGAAUCAGACCAUAGACCAAGAAAUUGCUAUUAUGAGAAGGGUCCUUAGAUGCAUUGCUGAUCACAAGCUUGAAUCUCUAUACCCAACUGAGGAUCUUGAAAACUACAUUGUUCAACUGGAAAUGCAGAAAGAACAGGGAAAUGAUACAGCAAAGAGAGAAAAGAAGAAGGCAGAGAGGAAAAAAAAUUUGUCAGUCCCUUCAUCCAAGGCUAAACCACAGCAUGAGGGUGAAAUUAAGUGGCCUUCCACGAAUAUGUCAGCAGAGGCUGCACCAAGCCUUUCUGGUAGUGCUGGUUGCAGUCUUAACUUAAAACCAUCUCUUCUUGAACAAUCAGUUAGCUCAAUUGCCGAUCAAGCUGCAGCUUGUAGUUUGUGGGACUCCACUGCUUUCUCUGUAGACACAAACUCAUUUAAUUCUCAACAUGGGUCUUCAAUUGCCAAUAACAGGAGCUUGGAACAGUUCACUUCACCUGGAGCAGUCAACAAAGCCACCCCUGAAAGUAGUAUCCAUCAUGCUCAAGUAAAGAUUGACCAACGUCAAUUAGAAAAUUUUCAAUUGGAUGGCUUUGUUCCUUCAGAAGCAAGCAUUGACCUACAAUCUUGUAGCACCAGUAUGGAUGCAAGGGGUUUAAUACUGUUUCUAUGCGAGCAUGUGGAGGAUCAUGAUUUAAUGUGCUGUGAAAUUUCUGAUGCUCUCCAAUUGGCCCCUGACCCUGCAAAACUUGUUUUGGAUGCAUUAUCGAUGUUUUACCAUUCAAAGUCAGGGGAUGCUCCUAAAAAGAAAAAGAACUUGGGGGAUGGCUUUAAUAGGGAUGCCUCAGGCGAGGUGAGAAAGAGUUGCAUUCUUUUGAUGGAGCAGUUAAGGACAUUUCCACUCCAGAUUGAACCCCAUGUAAAUGAAGAGGUCAUGAAGUUGGCAGAUGAUUGGAAAGAAAGAACACAAAAGUACCAGAAAGGUGUGAUGGCAUAUGGUUUCUUGCAACUGAUAGUCACUUACCGUUUGAUUUCUGCUUAUGAUGAGGAUGAGCUUCUUGUUCUUUUGGUAAUUGCUAGUGAGUAUAGACAGUCUCCUGAUUUGUGCCUGGCUCUUGGUUUGACAGAUAAGAUCCGAGUCUUGAUUGAAACCCUUGUAAAAAACAAUCUACGGCUUGAGGCUAUUGCAUACAUAUGCGCAUUUGAUCUUGUCGACAAGUUUCCCCCUGCAGACAUGCUGAAAGUUCACUUGGAAUAUUCCAAAGAGAGUUUGUAUCACGAGGCCAAAAAAUCGCAUUGGAAAUGGCAUCAAAUUAUAGAUCAUGAAAUAGCUGCUGUGAGGAAAGUCACCGGAUGCAUUACUGAUCACAAGCUUGAAUCACUAUACCCACCUAACGAUCUGGAAGACUACAUUAGACAACUGGAAAGGCAGAAGGCAGUUCGAAACAAUGUUGCUAGGAAGCAAAAGCAGGAAACAGGCCGGAAAAAAACUGGACAAGUCCCUUCUGCCAAUUCAAAACCACGGCACGAGUGUGGAACUAAGUUAACCUCCAUAAAUGUGUCAGUAGAAGCCGUCUCAAGUACUUCUUCUAGUGCUGGUUCCACAGUUAAACUGUCACCUUUGCAACUACUGGAAAGCUUCUUUGCAGAUCAAGCUGUGCCACACGUUUUAUGGGACUCCAAUUUCUCUGCAAACACAAACCUAUUAAGUGGUAAAAUGCAGGCAGAUAUGGCUGCCAUUGCUGAUGACAGGAGCUCAGACUCAGAUUGAAAUGAGCAACUCAGUGAAAUUUAGCCGUCAGUUUGCCGUUUGCCUUUGGUAGAAGCUUUUGCUUUGGUAUUUGAUUUCUAAGAGAGAUCAUGGAACCUGGACAAUAAUUUUUUACUGCUUGUACAAUGAGCUGUUAGCUCAGUGGUAGUAGAGUCGGUCCCAGGACUGAGGGUUUCAAGUGGAACAUCAAAAGGAACUGCUUGUAAUAAUCUAAGAAAGUGAUUUGCAUUUUGAAAGUUGAAACAGUUUAUUUGUAAUUUGAAAAUUUCCCUCAUUUUUGCUAACCAAAGACAUGGGCAGAUUCCAAGACCAAGAAAAACUCGGAGCAAGCCCAGUCUUACAUCAAACGCAGCCCACUUGAAUAUUAGACUCUUUAGCCUAUCUCCAGUCCUGGCUCCUGGUCCUGGUACUGGUUUACGUCCCCAGUCCUGCAUUAUAAUAAUAUUUACUGUUUGACUCAAAUAUUAUUAUUUUUC
Messenger RNA from Durio zibethinus, 3033 nucleotides. Lineage: Eukaryota; Viridiplantae; Streptophyta; Magnoliopsida; Malvales; Malvaceae. The record is from RefSeq and is a predicted model, not a curated record.